Puntigrus tetrazona (Sumatra barb) is the source of this 4095-nucleotide messenger RNA. RefSeq names its product CMP-N-acetylneuraminate-beta-galactosamide-alpha-2,3-sialyltransferase 2-like. The record is from RefSeq and is a predicted model, not a curated record. The coding region runs from base 547 to 1575 and encodes 342 amino acids. Gene Ontology annotation, molecular function: beta-galactoside (CMP) alpha-2,3-sialyltransferase activity. NCBI's taxonomy places the organism in Eukaryota, Metazoa, Chordata, Actinopteri, Cypriniformes, Cyprinidae. The transcript is spliced from 7 exons.
CACACACACACACACACACACAGCGAGUAGACGCAGGACGUAAAGCUUGACAUCAUUUCUCCUCAGUGCAACACGGAGUAUUGUCUUAGUCACCCACACUCGAGCUGCGAACAAGGUGGGAAUGAGGAGCUUUGGCAGCAGCGGGUGCUGUUUCGGGAUAAAUGCACAGACUCUUACAGGUCUACAGACAGGAAGGGAAGCUGCUUUACCUCCGACUCAUUUCCUUCACUGAACUAAACACCGAGAAACAGAAUGCCUUUUUCUUUUUAGCAUAUUCCACUGUGAGGCCUCGUGCUUUGGCUUUGCCAAUCAGGACAGGAUGGACAGAUAGAACAAGGCCAUAAUGGACAAACCUGGAUUGAAAAUCCUGUCAUUUUCCACCUCAGAGGCCAUUUUGUUUUGUAAAGCAAGUCAUCAUAGACCAUAAAACCCACCAUCCGCUUGGCAGGAACAAGCCACGCCAGAAGUGAAUUCCUGUUACUGUGGUGGUUCUUUUACAUUUUUUUUCUCUGGAAAGUCCACCCCGAGGUUCAGUCUGCCUUAACCAUGAUGUUGAGAAGAAAACUGUACUUAGGCGCUUUGCUAGGUGCUAUUUUGUUUUUAAUGAUAGCUGCUCACACCAUUCAGAAGGCCAGUGUUGUGCCCAUCACAGAUUUACCCACUCAUCAAAAUGACAGGAUACCCAUGAAGAACCAGACGCAGUUACAGACGGUUGUCACAGAGCCAAGACGUGGUCAUUCCUGUAGCUGUCCAUCCUGUGUAGCAGACAGGGGUGUGUCGGAGUGGUUUGACCAACAUUAUGAUCACAAACAGCAACCUUACCUCACCGGCAGGGAUGAUGACAUAGAUCCACUUUCUCUGAAGUGGUGGCUGUCUUUGCAGGCAUCUGAUGGAAUGAUCAAGGACAUCACCCAGAAGAUGUUUAAGAUCAUUUCCCCUCCACAUGAGAAUGAAAAGCCACAGCAGUACCAGUGCCGGAAGUGUGCAGUUGUUGGAAACUCUGGGAAUCUGUUGAAGUCCAAACACGGAGACUUGAUCAAUUCACACUCAGUUGUUAUUAGAAUGAAUAAGGCUGUAACUGUGGGCUUUGAAGAGGAUGUUGGUAACCGAACCACCCACCACUUCAUGUACCCAGAGAGUGCGAUCGAUUUGAGACCCGGUGUCCAUCUCGUCCUCCUUCCCUUCAAACUGAAAGACAUGCAGUGGUUGUCCAGCGCCCUUUCCACAGGAGAAAUCAAAACGACGUACAUGAGAGUGAAAAAUCUUGUAGAAGCUGACAAAGACAAGGUGAUAGUUAUAAAUCCAGCCUUCUUUAAGUACACACAUGACAAAUGGACGGAGCGUCAUGGAAGGUACCCUUCCACCGGGAUAGUAGCCAUUAUAUUUGCUCUGCAUCACUGUGAUGAGGUGUCAGUGUUUGGAUAUGGGGCAGACAAACAAGGAAACUGGCACCACUACUGGGAGUACAACAGAUACGCCGGCGCCUUUCGAAAGACGGGCGUCCACAAUGCCGAUUUCGAGACCGAGAUCAUACAGAGGCUCAGCAAAGAGGGCAAAAUCAAACUGUACAGAUGAGCCUGUAAUUGUGGCCUUCACUGACUCAAAGCCAGGAUGUGCAGCAGCUGCAUUGAAGCCAAAGAGACGCAGAUCUGUGAUCCACCCUACCAUUAAUUGACCACUGUGAACUGCACUGAACCAAACCCACAGACAUCAAGCUGUAGUCCUAAGACCAAAUGAACUUUCACUGCGUUUUUACUUGCUUUGUGCCUGAAGAAAAAUGGAUGUUUGCCUUCCUUGGGGGCAUUCGAACUUUGAAGACGACUGACAGUAAGCAAAACGGCUUGAUUUGAGCCUACUUGUAUACUUGUCGCAACCGUUCUGACUAGCCUCACACAGCGUCUGCACUGCUAAUUUACAUGACAAAACUAGUUUCAUGUAUAGUCAACAAAGCUGGUCGCACUAUGGGAAAGAUGUUAAUCAUCAGCAGUUUUCAGGGCAUUAAGGCCUUAAAGUGGAGCAGAAUACGCAACCCAGCUACAGAAUAUUCAGUGAGAGGGGGCGGGGCAUGAGUUCAUCUGUUGGUAAUUGUGUGGAUCAUGAAAAGUAGGUGUUAAAUACCAGAAUAGCAUCUGAUGUGUGGUUGGAGGAUUUUACAUCAGCCGAAAGAGUAUAAUUAAAUUAUUUUCUUUAAAAUAGCAUGUAAUGAUAAAACAUGCAAAAGACCAGUAUUAAAAGGAUAAUUCAUCCAAAAAUAGCUUUUUCUUCACACUGGGGAACAUAGGGGUUCAAACAAUAUUGGACCCCAUUGACUUUCAAAAAAACCUGUUUUUUCAUAAAUACAUAUUUUAAAUAUACAGUAGGCAAAAUUAGAAGGGUAUCAAAAGCUUUCAUCGAUGUUGUCUUAAAAGCAAAAUGCGUUUUUGUCUUGACAACUUUGAUGAAGUCUUUUUUAUCCACUGCUGUAUUUUUAACACAAUGCGUGUUUUUAACGACACGACGGUGAGAGACCGACGCCUGUCAAUUUACAUUUACUUAUGAACUGAAGUACAUAAGGUCGGUUUAAAUUAUAUGUUGACUUGGAGUGCAUUAAAACUUUUGGUGACUAUGGCUUCAAAAUGUCAAAUAAGCAAUACACACAUUUUUAAAAGACAGAAAUGAGUUUGAAUAGUAGAUCUGUACGACUUUUACAGGUGAUGCACUGGCAUCAUUCAAGUCACCAUAAAGUUACUUAUUCAUACUGAAAUCAGCUAAAUAUAGCCAACCACAUGCUGGAUGAUUUGUUUGUGUCACUGAGCUGUGAAAACACAUUCUAGAUUGUAGUUGAGAGUGUGGUGUUUGCGUUGUUGUUGUGUUAUGUGUUUAAUAUCACUAUAUACCUUUAGACCAAAGCCGUCCCUAGAGUGUUCUCAGUGGCACUCAGACUAUAACCUGUAUAGUUACACUUCUGGAUAGAGCACAUGCUGUAUUUCUGUGUCUUUGAUUCAUUGUUUUUGUUUUGUUUUGUUUUUCCCUGAAUUACUAUCGAUUUCUGUAUUUUUAUAGUUGAAAUUACUAGUGAUAGAUGUUCUGUGGUUUUUCUUGUAGUUUGCAUUAUUGUGAACUGUUUUACGGACUGUGACAAGGUUGAAACUUGAGCCGUAAUUUCGUUGUUUGUUGCCAAGUGUUUUCAAGUUGUCGUUUUUUUUUUUUUUUUUUUUUUUUUUUAUCCCUGUGACUUCUGUUCUCGAAUAUAUUUUAGCAUCGUGUUCUUUGCUUCAUGUCAAUCAGUGGCUUUCACGGUUUACAUAGUUCGCAUGGAGAACAAUCACAGAUAUUACGAACGCACGGAUCAAGAAAUCAUUUUCGGGCAAUUACGACUUCGAGCUAAUUCUAAAAGAAACCGAGAUGAAAGUGUGUUUUAACAAUCUAUUUCGAAACAGAACCAAAGCAUGAACAAUAAUUUUAAAAAAAUAACUGAAUUCAAAAGUCACAGUUUAAUAGCAUCCAGGACAGUAUUAAAAAUAAAACAAUUUUUGAUAUUGUCGCAUAAAUAAUGAUAAUAAAAUAAAAAAAAAUACAGAAAAACAUACAAGCCUAUUUUUUUAAUGAGAUACACAAUACAUAAAUAUCUCACAAUACCCUAGUUUCCCAUUCAGGUUCAUAAACAACAAAAGCAGAGCUAAAACCACAAUUUCAACUUUUAAUACAACUGUUUAUAUAUAAGAUCUUCCAAUGCAAGUAGAGAAACAGCUCACCAAUUAUAAUUGAAUAUUUUUUCCAACUGGUGGAUUUAUUUAGGAUUCCAAGAUAUUGAGCAGUAACUCUGGCCAGUUGAGUUUUUAUGGUUUUGUUUUGUUUAACAACGUGACCGCAGAUUUAAUAUUCCCUGGGUGUGACGUGAUUUGCAAAAAUGUCUUCUGCCACAAGUAGUUCUGUACUCUCAAAGCACUUUAAGGAGUUCGUCUGUGUUCAAAGACUGUCCAGCUGAAUGUGAUGCUUCAAACCCAUUGUAAUGGCCAAACUGCGUGAUGUGUGCACAUCUUUGUAAGCUUCUAAGUUCAUGAUGUUUUGUGCGAACCUGUGAUUAAUCUGUUUUCAAUAAACCACUUAACCAUU